Messenger RNA from Penicillium samsonianum, 1695 nucleotides. RefSeq lists its product as uncharacterized. Lineage: Eukaryota; Fungi; Ascomycota; Eurotiomycetes; Eurotiales; Aspergillaceae. The transcript has 2 exons. The record is from RefSeq and is a predicted model, not a curated record. The coding region runs from base 1 to 1695 and encodes 564 amino acids.
AUGGCUUCAGCGGCAUAUUUCAAUAGUGCAAACUGCGGAACUCAAGUAGGCUACAAUAGCGGCCAUAUCACCAAUAAUAUAUAUCACCCCCAAGAACGACCAGAAAUAUCAGCAGAUCAGACCUGUCUACGGGAUCUACAAACGACCAACCCCCGCGAUGACAAGACUCGCAUUGAGAAAGCCAAGGGAGGACUCCUCAAAGAUUCGUAUCGCUGGGUGCUGCAGAACAAUGAUUUCCAAAAGUGGCGCUUGGAUGAGGAGGUUCGUCUUCUCUGGAUUCAAGGUGAUCCUGGAAAAGGAAAGACUAUGCUCCUCUGCGGCAUUAUCGAUGCGUUAAGAAGCUCAAUUGACAACCCUGCCAUGAAUAUGUCGUACUUCUUCUGCCAGGCAACUGAUGAGCGCACCAAUAAUGCCACUGCGGUUCUGCGCGGCUUAAUAUUCAUGCUUGCUUGCGAGCAGCCUUCUGUUAUCCACCAUAUCCGAAGACGGUACGAUCAGACCGGAAAGCAACUAUUCGAGGAUGCAAAUGCGUGGCAGACUUUGUCCGCCAUCUUAUCGAACAUUCUAAUGGACCCAACUUUGCAAGACACUUAUUUCAUCGUCGACGCGCUGGAUGAAUGUACCACAGACCUCUCUCUCCUCGUUGAUCUCAUAGCCCAGACAUCGUCGCCUGGUAACGCACGCGUGAAAUGGAUUGUCUCUAGUCGAAACUGGCCGAUCAUCGAAGAGUAUUUUGAGGUCGUAACUCAAAAAACAAGACUUUCGCUGGAGUUAAACGCGACCUCUAUUUCUGAGGCCGUUACUAUCUACAUUCAGCAUAAAGUUCAGCAAUUGGCAGAGAAAAAGAGGUAUACGGCUGCCGUUCGGGAUGUCAUCACUCGUCAUCUCAUGUUGAACGCCGAAGAUACCUUUCUCUGGGUAGCAUUGGUGUAUGAAGUGCUAGCCAAGGCCAGGCCUUGGAACACUUCUAGACUACUGACUUCCUUUCCUCCCGGACUUGAUUCCCUCUAUAGGCGAAUGCUGCAGCAGAUUCGCGAGUCCGAGGAUGCAGAGCUUUGCAACAGAAUACUCAGUGUGGCUUCAACUGUCUACCGGCCUAUCACAUUGAAUGAACUAGGAGCCUUGGUUGAUAUGCCCGACGAGAUCUCGACAGAAGACGACGACCUCCCAUCCGACGGCUUUCUCUCGGACAUCAUAAGACUGUGUGGCUCAUUUCUGACAUUACGAGAAAACACCGUCUUCUUUGUUCAUCAGUCCGCAAGGGACUUUCUGACUAUUAAGGCCCGGGAUGAAGUGUUCCCAAGAGGUGUACCCGCCGAGCACCACGCAAUCUUUUCACGCUCCAUAGAUAUUAUGACCACGUCACUUCGUCGUAAUAUCUAUGAGAUCACAUUCCCAGGGCUACAAAUUGACCAAGUUAGACAGCCGAGUCCGAACCCAUUAGCAGCAGCACACUACUCUUGUCUUUAUUGGGUUCAUCAUCUUCAAGAUGGAUAUUGUAGUGAGAGCGCAGAUCUUGAGCUCCACGAUCUCCAGUCCGUGGACACCUUUCUACAGCAAAAAUACCUUCACUGGAUUGAAGCGCUUUGCCUAAUAAGAAACGUUCCAAAGGGCAUAGAGGCAAUGCUUAAGCUUGAGGGUUUAUUUAAGGUUCGGCGUCACCUUGACUUGGAAUUGAGCAUCUCAUCUCACUAA